AUGUUGCUUAGCAGCACUGCUGCCCAUAGAUGGCGUAACAACAAAGAGCAUUUGUCGCUUGCUCAAAUCGUAAUAAUAUUAAUUAAUAAUAACAAACACUCAAACAAAUAAUGGAAUUAAGUUAGUCACAAAGUGCACAUACAAUAAAACAUCAUCAUGGCGGGCAUUUAUCCCAGAGAGGCGGUGCGCGUUAAGGUCAAGAAAUGCGAGGCAGCCCGACCGCCAGAAUGGCGCAAAUUCUCCGUGGAUCCACAAAUAACGACAAUGGAGGUGCUCUACUCGCUGCUAGCGAAGGCCUUUGACAUCAAAUCGGAUUUUUCAAUCAAAUACAAAGCCUUCGAUCCAGCUGGCAAUGAAAUCUAUUUGGCCGUGCUCUCCGACUGGGACCUGGACGCUGCAUUCCUACGCAUACACAAUAUAUCGAUACAGACCGCCUCGGAGCCGUGCCUAAUGCUACAGAUCGACGUCAAACCCUUCACCGUGGUGCGCGAAUGCGAAACGGAGUCCACGGCCGCCACCAGCACCAACACCAGCAGAUCGGGCAGCAUCAGCGGCACGGCCACAUUUUCGGCCAGCGUAUCGCCGCUGCAAUCGCUGGGCGUCUCCCAGAAAUAUGUGCAGCACAUGCAGACCAAGUUGCCGGGCCUGAUCAUGAAUCAAAUGGAGAAGACGUUCUCCAUUGUGCAGAAGGCCUUCAACUUGUCGGACGAGCACAUGGCCAAUCUGCCGCCGCGUCCGCCCAUGUGCGAUGGCGAAUUUCGUCUGUUCCUGGAUGCGUUGGGGCAAAUCCAACGACGCGACGAGCUGCGCAAGGUGAUCUUUCUGGGCGGCAUCGAGCCCAGUUUGCGUCGCGUCGUUUGGAAGCAUCUGCUGAACGUUUAUCCCAGCGGCCUGCAUGGCCUCGCCCUCGAUGGGCAUCAGCGCAUGGAGUUUAUGCGCCGCAAAUCCGAGCAAUACUACAGGCUGCGCGACACCUGGAAGGCGGCCGUGCAGCGUGGCUGUGCCGCCGGCGAGCUGGCCUAUGUCACCAGCAUGGUGAAGAAGGAUGUGCUGCGCACGGAUCGACUGCAUCCGUUUUAUGCGGGCAGCGAUGACAAUCAGAACAUUGCCUCGCUCUUCAAUAUACUGACCACAUACGCUCUCAAUCAUCCGGUCGUGAGCUAUUGCCAGGGCAUGUCCGACAUCGCCUCACCCCUGCUCGUCACCAUGAACGACGAGGCGCAGGCCUACAUCUGCUUCUGUGCGAUUAUGGCCCGUAUGCGCGGCAAUUUCAUGCUCGACGGCAUUGCCAUGACACAGAAGUUUGCCCAUCUGACGGAGGCGCUCAGCUUUUAUGAUCCCGAAUUUUGGGAAUAUCUCAAGUCGCAGCAGGCGGACGAUCUGCUCUUCUGCUAUCGCUGGCUACUGCUCGAGCUGAAGCGCGAGUUUCCCUUUGAGGAUGCGUUGCGCAUGCUGGAGGUUCAGUGGAGUUCACUCUGCUAUGACAAUAAUAGCUCCAAGGAGCUCUCUCUCUACGAAAAGGAAUUUGUGCCCAUAACGGAGACAUCGGCGCCGAACAGUGCCAGCACACACAGCGCCACGCCGACGAGUCCUUCGUAUUUGCUGGCCAAGCCGCGCGAGAAUCCCUACACCAAGGUGUGCGCGCUGCGCCGGCAGAGCUCCUCGGCGUCGCUUAGCUCGCUGAGCUCGUCGCUGGACAACAACUCGAAGCGUCUGAAUCAGAGUCUGGACGAGAAUAUAUCGCGGCAUGCGGCGCGACGUCAGCGCCGGGCCUCGGCCAAGGCGCAUCAGAGUCUGGACGAGUCCAAGAUGUUGGCGCUCAUCGAGGGCGGCAUUGCGGAGCAUAGUGCCAGGUCGGUGCUGGAGCUGUCCGCCAGCGAGGAUACCGAUACCGACGAUGUCUUCGAUCGCCAGGAACAGAUUUCGGCCUCGCCGCCGCAAUUUCACGAAACGAAUCCCUUCAAGGACGAUGCACAGCAGCAGCCAAACAGCAACAGCAACAACAACAAUAAUAAUAAUAAUAAUAAUAAUAGUGUAGCCACGCCCGCGAGGGCAUUUCUGUCUUCGACAUCGUCUUCCAAUCUGGGCGAGGAGAAGGAGUUGGAGCGGGAACAGGGCCUGGCCAAGCUGCCGCAAAAGAACAUUCUCAAUGUAAGCAAUAUCAUUGCCAAGCAAUUGGCCUCCAAUGCCAGCUCGGUCAGCGGCGGCGGUCAUUUCAAGGAUCUCAAGGAGAAAAUCGCGGCCAGCAGUCGCAUAACCAGCAUCUCGUUCGAUGGCGGCGGCGACGACAAUGUCGAGCACAAGACGCCGCCCAAGCUGGUCAAGAACUUUAAUGAAUUUCUCAACUUUGCAGCCAUCAACAAGAAUCGCAUCUCGGAUCGCCUGGCCAAUCAGCUGCAGAUUAGCGAGAAGCCGCUAAAGGAGCAGCAGCAGACGCCGCUACAAGUCAGCAAGCCGGUGGUGCAGCUGACCAAGGGCGGACCGCUGGGCAGCUCGCUGGAUGAGUCCGACUCCUCGUCCAUACCAGAGACCAGCUGGAGUGCCUCGACAGCGGCCACGGCCAUACAGCAGGCCCAGGAGCUGAGCAGCUAUAGUCUGCAAAUGGAUCUCAAUGCAGUGUCGCCGCAGCCGCAGCAGCAGCCGGAGGAGAUCACGCCCGAUCAGGAUCCCGAUCAGGAGUACUAUCCCAUGACAAAUGCCAUCACGCGCGAGCUGCGUCUUGAGGCGGAGAAUCUGGAUCGUCAGGUAUUUGGGCUGCCCUUUACGGAAAGGCAAACGCACGCUGACAUUGAGUACGAAAAACUGGACAAGGAUACGCUGGAUCUGGUCGAGGAUCUCAAGGAGAAUGAGAUCAUAAUCUGUCCCGAUGUCAGCGAACUGCAUAUGCGGCGACGGCAACGUCUGGCGGCCGCCAAGAGCAACAGCGUCCAGCCGACGGAGACGCACACGCUGAAUCCCUUUAUAGACGAGAGCCAGCUGCUGCUGCUGGAGAGGAAUGGAGGAGGGGUCAUGCGCAACAGCAGCAGCCUGCCUGAGGUCAUUAUGCCCAUUUCAACGGAACCGAAUCGCGUGGAGGCGCCCACGCUUGUGGAGAUCGCCACGAAUGCGGAUGAUGAGAGCGCGUACACACGCUCGCCACAGCGCUCCGGUUCGAGUCCGAUAAACGGGCUCAAUAGCACGGCGGCUGCACUGCCGCCGCCAGCUGAAUUCGGGGGCGGCAAUGCGUUCCUCAUGUUUCUCUGCCUGACCCUGUUGCUGCAGCAUCGCAAUACAAUCAUCAAGUCGGCCAUGGACUACAACGAGAUCGCGAUGCACUUUGACAAGAUGGUGCGCAAGCAUGAUGUUACCCGGGUCCUAAAUCAGGCCAGGCGCAUGUAUUUCGAGUAUCUGCAGGCGCAGCGCAAGCAGCCAUCAGCUUUGGUCCCGGGCGCAAAGGCAGCGAGCACCACAGAAACCACAAAUUUAGCCCAAGUCUAGU
Molecule: messenger RNA, 3478 nt
Organism: Drosophila montana
Lineage: Eukaryota; Metazoa; Arthropoda; Insecta; Diptera; Drosophilidae
Product: TBC1 domain family member 25
Exons: 3
Coding region: 157-3477 (1106 amino acids)
Biological process (GO): activation of GTPase activity; regulation of autophagosome maturation
Cellular component (GO): autophagosome
Molecular function (GO): GTPase activator activity
Source: RefSeq, a predicted model, not a curated record